AUGAAUCUGCAGCCUCCGCAGAAGGCUUCAAAUAAAAGGACCGGGAAGCGGAUUACGUUUUUUAACGAACAGCAAGGCCUCUCGGUGUCUAAUAAAGAGGCACAGAUUAAAGACCAGCAGUUUUAUGGGACUGUGACCAGGCUGCCCAACUCUCAGGCUUCAGAUUACAACAAAUCGGACUGUUAUACUACAUCGGCACAAAACAAUAUGCUGAAUACAGUAAUGUACACCCAGGAGAGACCGGAUGCUAUUCGGAUUAACCAGCAGUCUGUUCCCGGAAAGUGGAAUGUCCCAGAAAGGAGCGACGCUGCCUGGCAGGCUCCACCACAGGGAUUAUGGUCAAGGAACGCUGCGGGUUAUGGCGUUCCAAUGGUAAACGCGUUUUACAACCAGCAGGAGCAAAUCAAGAGAAGUCAGGACAAGGCAGUUGGGGUCUCGCAAAUAGAAAUGUACGAGGGUGCACUUCAACAAAUGAGAUCUCAGAAGGCUCAGCUGGAACAGCAUGCGUUUGCUCGACAACAGGCUCAUUUAAAUUCUAUUUUGCAAGCGCAGCAGCAGCAACAACAACAACAGCACCUGCAGCAGCAGCAACAACAGCAGCAACAAAGUCAGCAUUUAUCUUUGCAGCCCUUUCAAAUGGCAUUUGGUCACCAGGGCCAGAAGCCAGCUCUCUCUGAGCUGUUCCACGUUUUCCCAGAUGCGGCGUCCAACGCGGCGUACGCCGCCCAACAAAAAACCACAGCGCUACCUCAGAUGCAGCUAUUUGAAAACUUCUAUCCAAGUCAGCAACAGCAGCAGGCGACGUACAGCAUGCAACAGGCCGUCUCCAUGGCCCAGUCUCAUGCUGCAGCACAGCAGAAAAUGCACGCGAUAAGUCAACAGCAGCACUCUACUGCGUCGGAGGAAUACAUGAAAGCUGUCGCAGAGCAGAACCAGCAAUGUGUGCCUCCCAAAACUCAGAUCCCUUUACCGAGGAGGUCACGUAGACUUUCCAAAGAGGGGCUUCCUCCUCUGCCGCCUCCUGGAAUUGCCCAGGGGAACCAUCCUUACAGCCAACUUUCAUAUGAGCAGACAAUGCAACAACAGGCGGAAGCCCACGAGCGCUACAAAAAGGGGUUACAACAGCACGCACACAGGGAUCCCCAGAUACCCCCUCAAGACACCCACUAUGGUAAUCCGCCUGAGCAAGACAAGGCCCCCCUGCCUCAGAAUGGCAGAGCAAAGGAGAUGCAGCUGGGGUCUGAGCAGAGCACGGUUCAGCAGGUCGGUGUUGGUGGUGUCACAGGAGGAGUGAUACAAACAGUACGAAGAAGGCGUCGAAUAUCCCAGGAAGCCAAUCUAUUUACUUUGGCACAGAAGGCAGCGGAGAUGCCAUCUUUAGAAAACACUAAGGUAUGAUGAUGGUAUAAAAAUAUCAUAAAUGUAAAUUAGGUUCAUGUUAUUGUCUGUUUGUUAGAAUUUGGUUUACCUAAAUUACCAUGUGGGUCUUUCUUCAAGGCAUGAAUGAAUACAUUUUCCAAGGAUUAUGUAAUUGGACUAUUGGUAUAUCAUUUUAUAAACAAUGUGUACCAUGUUUAUAUGCAGUAUAUAAUAUGUCUGUGUAAACAUCAGGGAGCAUUCUAGCUUCAGAAGUUAUGUAAAAAAACCAAAUUAUUAUGAUAAUAUUAAUUUCUUGGUAAAGCUUAAUGUAAACCCUGUGUUUCGAUGAAGUGUGAGUUUCUUUAAAUAUCAUUAUGGACAGAAAGGAAGCAAUGGUUUAGCAAUUGCAGUAGCCAUUUAUAACCUGGUACUGUUGCCGUUGAAAGGUCAGUCACCCACCAGCUGAUGUUUGGACUUCAAUUCCCAGCAUCCUUCUUAGACUGUGUCUGUGACCACACAUUAAAUGUGCCAUAGUAAAAGUAGCCAAAAUCCAUCACCGGUAGGAUGGAGACAGUUUCUCCUUAGAGUCGACCUAUUUUAAAGCUCAGUCAUUGCACCCAUCAUCUGCUCACAGCAGGAGUUUUUCAUUGUAGCAACUGCACCUCUUGAAAGUUAAAAAUAGAGGAAGGAGUGAAACUGCACUUGAUGGAAAUUUGGCAUUUGACCAUGAAAUCCAAAAUAGUUCAUCUCAUUGCAUAAGCUAGUGUUGACGUUGGUACAUCCUUUGCAAAGUGUUUAUGAGAACUGCCACUGAACGCUUGUCUUGCCUCGACACUCAAAUGUUAGUGAUGUCCAUUUUCCACAGUUCUCAUCCUUAAAAUACAGAUAAGAGCUGAGCCCCCAUCGUUACAUAGAAUGGGACCUGGCACCAAGAUGUUAUCUCUUUGCUGGUGAAGGUAGACCAAAAUAUAUAACCAGAAGGACCCCUAUGAUCUGCAAGUGGGCAGUCAGUGCAUGUCAAGAUAGGAGAGAGAGGUUUUGGGAUCCCCUUGUUCUCCUGUGUGUUGAUCCUGUGUGACAUUACUGAGAUGAUGUGAUGUGAUAUAAUUCCAUUUUGGGAACUGUGAGUGAUAGGAUGUCAUGCAGAAAAUCAAGGAGUUUCAAAAAGCUGUGUCCGAUAUUGCAGCACACAGAAACGGCUUGUUACACCACGGACAGGAUGCUAUAUCUCCUGAUCCCCUCACCAACAACAGAGGUGAGCACUAAAGGAAUUAGUGGAAGUGUGAGUCUGUAUGUGUGUGUGUGUGUGUGAUUGUCUAUGUAUGCGUACGGGUUUAAAUAGUUGCAUAUUUGUGUGUUUGUAAGAGUGGCUAAUUAUGUAUGAGUGGCUAAUUGUGCGUGUGUGUUUGUGAGAGUGGUUAAUUGUGUGUGUGUGUUUGUAUGGGUGGCUAAUUGUACAUUUGUUUUUGUAUGAGUGGCUAAUAGUGUGUGUGUGUUUGUAUGAGAGGCUAAUUUUGUGUGUGUAUAAACAAAUAAUUGUGUGUUUAAUGUUUAUUAGGCAUUUUAUGAGAGCGUGCCUGUGUGUAUGUGUUAUUAACCCUUUGAGUCAAAGAGAAAUGCCCAAUUCAUUACAUCACAGGCAAUCAAUUGACUAGUAAAACACUUUCACAGUUCUUGGAUUGUAGCUGAAUGUAUCAAGCUCUGUUCUUGGUAGCAUAUUGCCACAAUGUAUCUGUAAGAAACCAAGGUUAAAGUCAUUCUAAUGCUAUUUUAUGCCGAAAUUUAGGAAAAUCAAUAUUUUUAUGUAGAAUAAACCAUACAAUUCUAAACUGUAUCACUUGUGUUCUAUUAUAAUAUCAGGAAGUAUUACUUUACUGAGAGGGUAGUGGAUGCAUGGAAUAGCCUUCCAGCUGAAGUGGUAGAGGUUAACACAGUAAAGGAGUUUAUGCAUGCGUGGGAUAGGCAUAAGGCUAUCCUAACUAUAAGAUAAGACCAGGGACUAAUGAAAGUAUUUAGAAAAUUGGGCAGACUAGAUGGGCCGAAUGGUUCUUAUCUGCCGUCACAUUCUAUGUUUCUAUAAUAUUUUCACUCCAUUUGACAUACUACUCCAAGUGUACUUCUACUCAUUGUUCUGUUUUGUGCAGGAAGGAGACGCCGGAGAGAAGAGGAAGAAAUCUCCAUCCAAGAGCAACGAAGAAUUCCUGGGUUCUUUGUCCAACAAGAAGGCCAGAGGAGACACUUACAAACCAUUGAUCAUUCCUGUCUCGGUACCAGUGAAAAUGGACACUGGUAGGGGAAAGUGGGAGGAAGAUAGGAUGCAGGGGACGGCAGCCUCUGAGAUGGACAUUUCACUUUCUAAACCUUCAGUGAUAGUCACGCGGCACAGAGCUGGCCACACAAAUCUCUCAGAGUCUAUAUUACAGGUGAGAAUUGCAAUCACUGGCUAGUAUUAAUACACCGCCCUUCUGAUUGAUUGUGCCUGCUUGGAAGUAACUGUGAAUUGUGAAAUAAGUGUAGCAAGCAUACACCUCCAUUCACUUGGAGGUUGAGUUUUAACAACUUAAAGAGGAGCUUGCACGCUUCUAUUCAUUUUUAUUUUAAGCAGGUAUUUCCAAUCUUGACUCUCCAGUUUAUUUGCAUUUUACAGAAUUGCCUACUUCGGUCUAGUUAAAAUCCAUAAAAAUAUGUCCUUUCAAAUCUAAAUUGUGUAAUAUUAUUACCUUCUCUAACAGGGCCAUUCAAUAAAGUGGGAAUUCAUAGUGGAUAUCAAAUUUCAGCCUAUUUUGUCCUAAAUUUGACAUUGUUUGAAUUUCCACCAGGUUGACAUUAGUGUGUAACCCUGUCUGAAGCUGCAGUCUCGUAGCUAUUUAAGUUUGAUAAAUCACUAUAAAGGUUGAUUUGUAUACAGUGUGUAUAUGGUAGGUUCUGUUGUAAUAAAUACCAUUAUUUCCCCCCCCCAAAAAAGGGUAAUGAAAGCUCUCCGGCAUCUGAAGGGGAGGUAUCCACCAAGAAACCCAAGCAACGUCCUCGACCAGAACCAUUGUUUAUCCCACCUCCGAAGCCUGGUACCUUCGUUGUGCCCGUUGCGUACUCCAACAUUACCCCAUACCAGAGUCACCUCCGCUCUCCGGUGCGUGUCCCCGACUACAUUGGAGACCGCAAUUUUGAGCUGCCACCUUACACGCCUCCUCCCAUUCUUAGCCCGGUACGUGAGGGCUCUGGACUUUACUUCAAUGCCAUCAUGUCUGCCAGCUCUAAUUCAAUGCCCCCGCCGAUCACUCCAAAGAGCUCCACGAGAACCCUGCUGAGAUCCAGUAAGUGUUUUUAAAAUUGUUUCAUUGUAACAUAAAGACACAUCUGUUGUGCAAUAACUAGUCUGUAUGCACCCAGAUAUUUAAUAAUGUUUUAUGUGCUAUUGCCACUGAAAUGGUAAGGAGGUUUUAUAGGGGUUGGACGGUGUGAGACCCAAUAAGGCAAAUGCUCUGGUAAAGAAGACUCAACACUGAGGUUGAAGUGCAAACCUGGUUCCCAAAAGUACAAUGAGUUGAUAAUUGACAUAGUCAAUGAAAAAUGUCCGCUACGGGAUCAUAGAUUCCUAGCGUAUCCCAGAUAGCAAGGUUGCCAUUUACAAUAAAUAGUGUGGGGAAAUAUUAGAAUAAUUGUGUAGUCCCUGUAUUAAAUGUAAUAAAUUAAGUGCCUGUUUAAAAAAAAAAAAAAAAACACACACCCACACACCACCACCCCAGUAUGUACUUUGCAGGAGCCAGAUGUUAAAAUUCAUUUUAUUUUGUGUUUGUAUAUAUAUUUAAUAAAAUAAAAUCUGAAGCCCCUUUUCUCUGUCUGAAUGGCAGCCACUGGAGGUGUGAGGAUUGCAAAAUGUAAAGUGUGCCAUUUUCAGAAAUAGCUCUGUUUUCAACAGGAAAGGUUCAGAGCAGCAUCUGUGACCCAAAAUCACUUCAUCAAAAUGAAAUUAAUGCUUAGACUCUCCCUUUAAAAUAUUCUUGUACUCAGGGCAAAAGUUGCAUGUAUCAAUAAAUAAAUAAAUGAGAAAAUGCGUUUAAUUUGUAGUUUUGCCUCCUGAUACAUUCCAAAAUAUUUGCCUACUUUUAUAUUCUAUUAUGUUCUAAAAUUUCCUUUUCGCAAUAAUCUAUUAACCAUCCGUCUCUUUGCUCCUCAGAUAGUGUGGAUGAAAUGCCGCCUUUGCUCACAGCAAUGGGAGAAGCCACACCAGUUAGCAUUGAACCGUAAGUUUGCUGUGUAUAAAACGUUGCCUUGUGUGUAAUCUAUUACAUUUCUAUUUUAAUAAUACAUUUAAAAUAUAGGUAGGGAAAUUAGUAAACAGGAUAUUAUGCUAAAAUAAAAUGAGGGGUUUGUAUGAAAAAUCUGCUAUAAGCCCCUGUCCUUCCUGUUGGAAUUUAAUAGGCGGUAUGAUGGCUAAAUGCUGUAGCUGAACGACCCAACUGAACUUUUGGUAAAAGUGUCAUUGUGUGUUGGUAUCCCCAAAUACUGCAUUAGUACCGUGUGCUGUGUAUACAUGUCUCCUUACAUUGAUUUUCUAGUGUGUGCAUGUUGUUUGAUGUCACGAGAGUCCUAAAGGGUUAAAAGUUGUAUUUUUUGUUUACAUGAUCCAGGGUAGAUUCUUUGGAAGAAAGGUCAAGUUUUAUUUUUAUUUUUUUGUUACGUAAAAAAUGUGUGUGAAACGUACAGUGAAAUAUGCCUUCAGGUCUUCCUUGGACGGCUGUUUAACUGAGAGACCUCAAAGGUGUUUAAAGGAAUUUACUUAUUUAAGGUUUAUUGUCUAAACCAGGGAUAGGCAACCUUAAACACUCCAGAUGUUGUGGACUACAUCCUCCAUAAUGCUCUUACAACCUUAAUGCUGGCAAAGCAUCAAGGGAGGUGUAGUACAAAACAUCUGGAGUGCCAAGGGUUGCCUAUGCAUGGACUAAACAGUGUGUUGUGGUCAGCUGGUCGGCUGAACUAUAAGUCGUUUAAAUAGAUAGAGAAAGGGAACGUGUGUUACACAGGCUGAAGAGAGACAAGUCCAUCAAGUUCAGUCUUUCUCACAUCUGUGUUUUGCUGUUCAUCCAAAAGAAGGCAACACACCCAGUUUGAAGCACUUCACAUUUUUUAACAAACUAGGAAAAAAACGCCUUCUUGACCCCAGAAUGGCAGUCAGAUUAAUCCUUAGAUCAAGAAGCUAUUACACCACAAUUUAAAAAGUCAAGCCGUAGUCCACUAGCCAGACUUUAAAUGUGUUCACCCACUGGCUGCCUAGAAAGUCCAUGGGGCACUCACCAGGGGUGAAUGGCUAGUAACGAAUAGAAAUUUGAGUGCUGCUUAAAAACCAUCUCAGAUUUGGGCUGUAAUAAUCCGUCGUUCAGUGUAGCUCAAGGUUUUCACUUGUUUCAACUAGGAAAAGUAUCACACAUGUCCCAUAAAUUUUGUUGACUGAAGCUAAGGAAUGUGGCCAUCUGUUCGUUAAAGGGUACCUGUCACAGUACCUGAAACUUAUGCUUAUUUUAAAGAGCAUUAUGUUUCAUCUAUAAAUUGUGGUAGCAAAUGUUCUAUGGUAACUCCCUCGCCUACGCUGCUAGUAUGAGAAUUCUCCAAAAUUACCCAAUUGUACAAUGAUUGUGUAUUCCUGUUUCCAAUCAUUUUCAUCCACUGUAUUAAAAUAUUUUGGAGGUUUACAGUGGUACUAGGUUAUUUUAUUUCAAACUGCAAAAUAAAUAUUUUUUACUAAUUCACUCACUCCUUUUAUUAGAGCAGCUAUUGAUUAGAAAUAUAUUGUUUGGUCUAAUGUAUGUAGGAGAGACUUUUAUUUUUCAUCAGGAAUAAUUCUAUAAACGUCUUAUACUAUAAAGGUUGUGCCAUUUUCUUUUUCAUUUAAUUCUUGAUUGUAGUAGUUUGUUAUUCUGUCAGUCUCUACGUGUGUGUUGUUAGAACCGCUCUAUACAUUAAAUGUUGUUUUUUACUGCUACACAAUUGCAUUAAUGCAGUAUGAAGUCUGAAGUCUGAAACGUGAUCAUAUGCAUGUCAAGCUGGGAACUCUGGGAAACUCGUGUAAACAUGAUUUCUCGAGUUUCUGUGCUCAAGGGGGUCUUUUCAAAGUCCAACUUGAGAUAUGCAGGUGAUGCACAACAAUAUUUUUUGUAAUCCUUGUUCCGACAGAUAAUGCUCAGUUUUACACUGAUUGUCUAAGGCAGUGGCUCUCAAUCCAGUCCUCAAGUACCCACUAACAGUCCAGGAUUUGGGGAUUAACCAGUUGUGUUUAAGGUGUUUUUAGAAAAAAUGGGUAACCCCUAAAUUCUGGACUGUUAGGGGCUACUUGAGGACUGGGUUGGGAUCCCCUGGUUUUAGGGGAUGAUGUACAAUUUUAGGGAUCUGGGAACAGUGGUGUCCAGCCUUGGCCCUUGUCAUCCUAAUGUUGGUUACUAGUAAUGCCCUGAACGGUUCGCCGAACGGUUCGCCGCGGACUCAUCAUUGAGUAAACUUUGACCUUGUACCUCACAGUCAGCAGACACAUACCAGCCAAUCAGCAGCAGACCCUCCCACCUCCUGGACAGCAUCUAUUGUGAAGCUGCAUUCUUAGUGAGUUGUCCAGGAGGUGGGAAGGUCUGGGAGGGAGGGUCUGCUGCUGAUUGCCUGGAAUGUGUCUGCUGACUGUGAGGUACAGGGUCAAAGUUUACUCAAUAAUGAGUCCGCGGCAAACCGUUCGCGAACCGUUCGGGACAUCACUAUUGGUUACCUUAUCUUCAUUAAUGGGACUUUCAGACUAGCAGCUUCACAGAGUGAUCUAAAAGUCCCAUCAGUGUUGUGAAAUGUGUUGUCUAGCCACAGCCGUGGGGCUAAAGCUGAACACAUGAUAUAGAAUGUGGAGAAGAAGCAUUUAAUAUAAAAUAUGAGAUAUUGAAGGACUAAGGUAGACAAUAUUGCGAUGGAUAUAUAGAUAGAUGUGUAAGACUUGAUACAUUUCUUUAGAGUAUAUGAAUUAUAAUAAAUCACUUUUAUGUAGAGAUUGUUUUUAUUAAGCCCCAUUUUGGUGGUUUAGCACUUUGUUCCAUGACCUGGCGAGAUAUUCACAAUUGUCUCCUUCUAAAAGGCGUAUCAAUAUUGGAUCGCGGUUCCAGGCCGACAUCCCUGAGAUCAGAAGCAGAGCUUUAGCGGCUGGUGAUGAGUACAAAGCGGAUUUGGUUUGGUGGCCGUGGCAGGAAUCUGAGGACACCAACAGUAAAGGUGAGUUAAUGGGAUCAGCAGCUAGGGAGACACGUGACACCAGGUAAUUGUAAGGUGUACACAUAGCUUAUGUAAAGGUUUUGGAGGGGAGACCUAGAAUCCAAUUUGAGGCAGCAUUUUAUUUGCUUAUUAUUACAGAAAUAAAAUCCGGAAGUUGUUUUUCUCUUCUUUUAAUUGGUUUACGGUGGUUUCAUUCACUAUCAGCAUUUUAUCGAAAUGUCUAAAAUCUUAUUGAAAUCCACAUCAAUUAUAAUUCGUAUCUACAAAUUGUGCCACACUUUCCUAAGAUAGGUUUGAAAUUUAGACUCUGUUUCAGGAAUUGUGUUGGGAGACUGGUGAGUCACGGCCAGGGGAGGUGUGGCUAACCCUGCAUAAACAAAGUGAGUUAUCUCCUAAAUAGCAGAAAAUCGAUUCCUAAGACUGCAGAGGCAUGAUCUAUACACCAAAACAACUUCAUUAAGCUAAACUGGUUUUGAUACUAGAGUAUGCCUUUUAGUGUCAAACUUGUACAUCAUGGUAAUUAUCAUUUGGUGAGGAAUAACUUGUAGGACUAGCUCUACAGUUCUAUUGUUGACUUCUUGAUGUGCAAUAAGGUCCAUUCCCACCGGGAUUUAAAGCUGUAACUCCACCUAGAUUGUGACAUACGAAGGUCGAUCUGCGAACCUACACCUAUCACCACACUCCUAUUAACUCUGAAUCCAUUUGACCUUGUCUAUAUUGUCCGUCAAAGGUUAGAUAUUAUUGAUGUUUAUGCUUUGUAAGAUGAGGGAUCGGUCCGUGUAGUAAUUUAGGACAUAGAAUGUGGUGAUCAUCUUCUGACGGCUUGAUUUCUUCCUUUAACAGUGGUGGACGAGUUACUUACAGCAGCGUGUUCCAAUAUCUUACCAGGAGGGGGCACCAAUCAGGAGCUGGCACUACAUUACCUUCACGAGUCAAAAGGGAACAUACUGGUAAGAGAGAUACUUUUACAAAAACUACACCUAUAACAAAAGUACAACCAACUCCUAUUGUAAUCAAAUGAACUGAAGAUAGACCUACGGCCGAUUUUCAGUAAGCAAAAUGGAUACUUUGGCAAACAUCGACUGUGAGAAUAAUAAAUUGUUAAUUUGUUAUUGUGUAUUUCUAUACUGUCACUGUUUCCUAGGACUGGAUACAUUGAGUAAAGCAGGGGUGUCAAACUGCACCCCCCCCCAUUUAUUAUUGGGCUACAGUUCAUGGAAUUCUCAAUAAUCUGCAGGUUUAUCAACCUUGAAAUUAAUCUGAUUGGAGCAAGACUAUAUUUUCCUCAUUGUGUGCUUAUAUGUAUAUUAAUUUACUGGACAUAACUUGCCUACAUUAUUUUUCUACAUAAACCUAGAUUUAUUUCUGCAUGAGGAAUACUGAUUGGGCACAAUAUAUAGUCCCCCGUUGCAGCAUUUCACCAUUAAUUUAUGCCAAAACGUCAGGGUUGAUUAACAAACUGUGAAUUGUCAGAUUCUAAAGUAAAUUCAAAGUGAAUUUUAGAUAUUGCUCUUUAACACAUGCAGUCACCGACAGAGCACAUUCUGUGUAUGGAAGCUGUCCGCAUGCAGUGAUAACAUUAAUAGGUGUUAGAAUACGACGCCUCCAGUCCCGAUAGCAGAUAAUGGCUUGGAAAAUGUGUUGGUGCCUAAUUAUAUUUAGAGACCAGUCUGUUUAUUCUCACCCUUGUGUUUUUCAGGCUGCCCUUACAAAGCUGCUUCUUAAGAAACCACGGCGGCAUAAAUGCCAUCCUUUGGCGAACUAUCAUUACUCCGGUAAGGAGCUAUGUUUGAUCACUUAAUUGAAAUUUAAGCAAUGGAGAAGGCUGUCUUCAAAGGCUCCCUUUCUGUUAAAUGUCCCUAGUUUACCGACAUUUUGAAAUAUCUAGAAUUGCACGAAUUUUCGUGUAUGUGUCAAUACAUGAGUCAGUAGGCUAAAGAUAAACCCAUGUGUUGCAGAGCAUAGCCGAUCCCCCGACUCCAAGCACUAUGACCAAUUCAGUGAUUUGAAGUGGUUAUGGUGCCUGGAGUCUGUAUGUUAAACGCUGCACACACUGGGUUUACAGGCUGUUUAAUUUCAAUUCUGUACGUAUUUCUAUGCUUAGAGUUGCAUUCCUUGGCUGAGAAAAGUCCGCUGAUGUUCAACCAGCGAGAUUCUUCUCCUAUAAUUGUAUUGGUGAUCACUCGGCGUAGUAGUCGUGUGCUCCAUGAAUAAUCCCUGGACAUUCCAUGGACUGGAUUGUACUAGACGACUCAGCUGGAGAGUAAAUAGCAAAUUAGCAGCAAGGUUUUCUAAUUGUCAUAACAUGUAACACUUUUCCCAUUCAGGAUCUGAUCGAUGGUCUUCUUCUGAGAAGAGGCUUUUUAAUAAAGGAAUGGCCAUCUACAAAAAAGACUUUCUGCUGGUCCAGAAACUGGUACGUGAUGUCCUUCUCAUCAAAAGUACUUUAAAUUGAUUGAAUCAAGUAAACAUCUUCAUGAAUGUCCCCAAAUUCCAAGCUUGUUUAUUUGCCUUUACAUGGUUUGGGUUUCCUUUGGUCUUAUUUUUAAAAUUAUUAAGGUUAUUCAAUAGAUUUUAGACUGAAACAAAUAAAAAUCGGAAUUGUAGCCAAGAAGUUGGAAAAUGACUCCUAAUUAGCUAUGCUGGUCCUUCAUGUUGCCAUCUGGAUUUUAAUUUGUUGCAAUAUAGACUUUGGGAAACAUGCUCACGUGGGUAUUUACUAGUCAUUAUUUGUGGAAAGUCAUGAAUCUCUGAAUAUGCAAAUUUAAAUCUAACUCUCGAUCAGUAUUGUGGAUUUUUUGCUGAUGUCUGGAUAAAAUUCAGUUAAAUUAACAGAAUAUCAUCUGGUUGUGCAGUUGCCAUGUUUACAGAAGCAAAUAACCAACUGUUUGUGUGGGCUUUAAAAUCAGGAAUUCUUAUAAGUGAAUACUUUAGGGAAGUGAUGGCAAAUGUUUUUGAGCCCAAGUGUCCAAACCGUAAUAUAAACCAACCUUUUUUCCUCAAAGUGCCAAUACGGCAAUUAAACCUGGAUACCGAGGUUUACGUUUUGAAAAAACAACUCGUACAAUUGUCCGAACUAAUUAACAUCUUUUGUUUUAAAAGAACACUGCGUAUAGGAGGGGCAGUGUGUGUUUGUGUGAGGGGUGUAGUGUGUGCAUGGGAGUGCAGUGUGUGUCUGGGGGUGUAGUGGGGGCAGUGUGUGUAUAGGAGGGGCAGUGUGUGUUUGUGUGAGGGGUGUAUGAGAGUGCAGUGUGUGUCUGGGGGUGUAGGGGCAGUGUGUGUUUGUGUGAGGGGUGUAUUGAGUGCAGUGUGUGUCUGGGGUGUAGUGGGGGCAGUGUGUGUAUAGGAGGGGCAGUGUGUGUUUGUGUGAGGGGUGUAGUGUGUGCAUGGGAGUGCAGUGUGUGUCUGGGGGUGUAGUGGGGGCAGUGUGUGUAUAGGAGGGGCAGUGUGUGUUUGUGUGAGGGGUGUAGUGUGUGCAUGGGAGUGCAGUGUGUGUCUGGGGGUGUAGUGGGGCAGUGUGUGUUUGUGUGAGGGGUGUAUUGAGUGCAGUGUGUGUCUGGGGGUGUAGUGGGGGCAGUGUGUGUAUAGGAGGGGCAGUGUGUGUUUGUGUGAGGGGUGUAUUGAGGGCAGUGUGUGUAUAGGAGGGGCAGUGUGUGUUUGUGUGAGGGGUGUAGUGUGUGCAUGGGAGUGCAGUGUGUGUCUGGGGGUGUAGUGGGGGCAGUGUGUGUAUAGGAGGGGCAGUGUGUGUUUGUGUGAGGGGUGUAGUGUGUGCAUGGGAGUGCAGUGUGUGUCUGGGGGUGUAGUGGGGCAGUGUGUGUUUGUGUGAGGGGUGUAUUGAGUGCAGUGUGUGUCUGGGGGUGUAGUGGGGGCAGUGUGUGUAUAGGAGGGGCAGUGUGUGUUUGUGUGAGGGGUGUAGUGUGUGUAUGGGGCAGUGUGUGUUUGUGUGAGGGGUGUAUUGAGUGCAGUGUGUGUCUGGGGGUGUAGUGGGGGCAGUGUGUGUAUAGGAGGGGCAGUGUGUGUUUGUGUGAGGGGUGUAUUGAGGGCAGUGUGUGUAUAGGAGGGGCAGUGUGUGUUUGUGUGAGGGGUGUAGUGUGUGCAUGGGAGUGCAGUGUGUGUCUGGGGGUGUAGUGGGGGCAGUGUGUGUAUAGGAGGGGCAGUGUGUGUUUGUGUGAGAGGUGUAUUGUGUGCAUGGGAGUGCAGUGUGUGUCUGGGGGUGUAGUGGGGGCAGUGUGUGUAUAGGAGGGGCAGUGUGUGUUUGUGUGAGGGGUGCAGUGUGUGCAUGGGAGGGCAGUGUGUGUAUGGGUGUGCCAUAGGUUCGUCAUCGCUGCUUUAGGGAAUAUAGGACUUCCAUAUGUAUUGUUUAUCUGUCAACAUAUGCAUAUUUCCCUUUAUUGCUGUUAGCAUGUGUUAGAAUUGGUCAUCAUCCGCCUGCAGCCACAUAAUGGCUAAUUCUGUUGAAUCUGAAUAUUUAUUGGCAUAUUUCUACAAUUAACUAAUAAAUUUCAGCUAUUUGGUUGCACCUGGACUGGCCGAAAUUCAGAAUAAAUUCAAGGUAAUUUGGAGGCUACUUUCCAAAAUUUGGACAAUAAGUCUUUUAAGCAAUUUCCAGAUUUUGUAGUCUUCCCCCUGAGGGUCCCGAAUUAGUUUUAAGACUAUAGUGAAUAAUCUUGUUGGGAUUUCCAUACUUUGAAUAGAAUUGUGAUAUUUUGGGGCCAUGUUUUUAGCAGAUACCAAAUAGAGCAAAUAUAUUAAUCUAGAAUUUAGUGAAUACCUUUUUAUAAUUUUGUUUUCCAAAGAAAAUAUAUUUCUGUAAAGCUUUUCUUGCGUACUGAGGUCCAUUAAUCUUAUCUUGUCUUCCUUCGCUCUAGAUAAAAACAAAGACUGUGGCGCAAUGUGUAGAGUUUUACUAUACCUACAAAAAGCAGGUAAAGAUCGGGCGCAAUGGAAUGUUAAUCUACGGAGACGUAGAGGCUUCCGGGGAUGAGAAAAACCCCAGAGAAGAUUCGGAAGUUGAUAUAAAGGUAUUUGUAAUAACAGAUUGUAAAAAUCACAUUCAGACCAAUUUUCUAGAUCCUUCCUUAUUACUGUAAACACACCAUUCGAGGUCCGGAUUCUUCUCACCUGGAUUCUCAAUGGCAAGACCUUCAGCAGACCUGUCCAGAUGUCAUGCAGUUUAGUUGGAGCGAUUAUUCCUUUGUCUACAUUGUUGGGAUUGCUAGAGACUGGGCAUUAGUUCACAAGGUAUCAUAUUGACAGUCGUGCCCUCCUUGUAUGGAGCAGUAGACGGGAACACAAUGUUAUAUCUCCCUGCACCAAACAUAUUGUAGAAAGGCACAUGAUAUCAAGUGUAGCGCAUGUCUUGGAAUCUGGCCAGAUUUGUGGCUUUCGUCACUUUCAGUGCUUACACUUGCAUGUAGCUAAUGUUUAUACACAAGAGAUGGGAGAGUGUACGGGGGAAGAGGCUCUGUCUGAAGGGCAUAUAUUGCACCACCUCCCGUGUCAUAUUACAAGAAUAUUCAAUGCUAACGGCAGCUUGACAUUGCUUUAAGAAUGUCAUUGCUGUGCGAUUAAUCCGCAAAAAUACUUUGCUGUGUUCUACAUAAUCGUAAAACUCUUGCAAAGACUUUCUUAUGCGUAAGGUUUAUUAAUGUCUGAGCUGAUGUGUCCUCCACUAUAUAAUAUGAUCAUUGCUUUGGGAAUGAAAUGUGAGCAUGAUAGUGGCAGUCUUGGCACGGGACUUAGCUUGGCUUAAAGGGCAACGGUCACCGUAACAACUUCUUUGUUAAUAUGAGGAUCCUUUGAUCAAGUUUUUACAGGAAAGGUAUUAUGUGUACAAAAAUAAAAAAGAGCGGAAAAUCUCAUCCCUACCUUUAGUAGAGAGAGAGAGGAUAAUUCAGUCUGUUUGAAACCCUUUAAAUAGUUUCUAUGGUCUUCCCUGCUUCACUCCCUGCAAAGUGCAGUGACGUCAUGACACCGACUGUCACAUACAAACAUUGUCCAACCCAAGGUGCAUGUAUAUGGUUGAAGGAUCCUGUCAUAUACUAAAGGUAGGGAUGAGAUUUCCCCCCCCCCUCUCUCUUUUUAUAAAUAAUUUUCCUUUUUUAAAAUGUAUCUACUUGAUGACUGGAUCACACACACACAUAUAUAUAUAUUUUUUUUUUAUUUUUUUUUGAGGUGACGGUUCUCCUUUAAAUGCAUUGAAUAUACAUCAGAGCAGGCCAAUUCAUUGACACUCUGAAAUAAUACCAGCUCUUUCUUAAAGGUUCAGUCUAAGCACCAUAAGCACUUUAUACUCUUGCAACGUGAAUGAUGCUUAGAGCCCCCUGUCAGAGAAUGACUUAUAACGGCAGCAAUCUGUAAAAAUCCCCACCAGAUUAUGACAGCCCAUGAGGUCAGUCAAUAAGGAAUUUUCUAGAAUGUCUAGGUUCAUGUUGCCUUAUAUAAAUCUUGUGCCUGUGCAUGCCAUACACACAAAACAGAAAACCUUGGAGAGAGCUGAGCCACAAACUGAGCUUUGCUAUUGGCUUUCUCGGUUCACUAAACGUGGUAUGGCUGCUAUCCAUUUAUAAUGCAGUUAGUUGUCUCAUGUGGUAACUAUGGGUAGGGGAUGUGACUGAUUCCCCUAUCCCUGGAUUGUCAUCCUUUUUAUUUUGACUCAUUUGUUACACUGGGUGGUUCGGUAUAUGGGAUUCACCAAACACUUGGGACCCCUGUAGUUCGCAUACCAUCUAGAGGAGUUGUGUGUUGCUCAUUGGCCCUUGUAACCACAAUUAUCACAACGUUCUAAGUGGUCGGCUGGGUGGUCGCCACUCGUAUGUACGAACACGUGGCAGCGGCCAUCUUUAGCCGUCGAGUGCAUGGAACUAUAAUCGGACAUCGCUGAGACUUCCAUCUCCACACACGUUUAGUUCUAUUUGUCUGGGAAGAGCGGCGUUCGGUUGAACCAGAUUCCCAAACGAGGGGCACACGACGAGUGUACUCACAAACUGUUAUAUUCGUGAUUUUAUUGUAUUUGGUACUCUCGAAAGAGACUGAAUACACAGCCUGUAUCUAUGGAACUCUUUUGGCAGGCACCUUGUGUGUGGUCGGUCUAAACUAUAACCCAGUGGCGUUUCGGCUGCUUUCGUGGGAUCUGAGCGCUUUUUGGAUAUGUUGUGCGCUCACCCUAGCGCUUUUUGGAUAUGUUGUGCGCUCAGAUCCAGGCUAUACGGGGAUAUAGGACUUGAGGGGGUACCAUACUUGUUAAAUAUGUAUUUUAGGGUGUUUUUGUUAUACAUGUCCUGGACCUGAGAGUUAUUGUAAUUAUUUGUGUGCUUUGCUGUAGUGCCCCUGGAAUAUGUAAUAAGAAACCUUUUGCAUAUAAGGCCAGUUUGGCUUCCAAUAAAUCAGUUCCUGCUUACCCUCAACAUAGAAUCUCAUCUCAUGUUUGUAGGGAACAGCUAUACUAGCUAUAACGUGUGUUUGGAUUAUCGUGCUCUGGGUUGUGAUAGCAUCACUCUGAAUAGGGGAAAAGAACAUCCUUGCGGCGAGACCCCCUCUUCCUCUCGGGGUGACCACCACAGAGGAUAAACUACUUAUCCCACAAGCCUCUGCAGUAGGUUUAUGGGAUAUAGGAUAAGAUCAGCCCCCCUAUAUCAGAAUGAAAAACUCCUGUAGAAUGAGGGAUAAGUAACUUUGUUUAUAUCUAAUUUUUAUUUAGGUUUUGAUUUUGCAAUAUAUUUUUUAUGCAUUAUGUUUAUAAUACAUUAAAGCACCACUAUAGGCACUCAGACCACUUAAGCUCAGUGAAGUACCAGAUCCCCCUAGUUUUACCCCUGCAGCUGAAAACAUAGUUUCAGAGCUUCCGCGAUCCUCAAUGCGAAAAUCGCGGUUUUCUACGGCCGCGCAUGUGUAUUCGGAGCGGACAUCAGCAGGGGGAGCCCGGCGCUGGAUUAAGGUAAGUGGCUGAAGGGGUUUUAACCCCCUUCAGCCCAGCAGGAGAAGGGGACCUAAUAACCCAAGUUUGUUUUCCUGGCACUACAGUGUUCCUUUAAACAAUCUAGGGCCAUUUUAUUUUACUAAACUAAUCCUUUAAUUACUAUGUUUUUAAUACAAAUGGCUGUAAUUUAUUUUUCUCUGAAUGUACUGUGAUUGGCAAAGCAGAAUAAUACGGUAGCAUGUUCUUGUGUAUCAUAGAAUUUAUAGAAUCAAAAAAACAGAAAACAGAACUCACCCUAGCAAUUUUUUUCCCCUCCCCUUUCUGUGUGCCAGAGCUCACAGCGAGUUGCACCUGCUGCCCCUCUUAGAAGAGAGCCCGUGAAAGAGGAAACAGUAGAAGCCCCCAUCAUGGACACACAUUCACAGGUGACGGUGAAUCAAGUAAAGAUAGAGGUGAAAGAGGAAGAGGAGAAGAAGGUUUCUCCCCCAAUCAAGAUCACACAAACACUGGAAGCCAGUGAAAUAGUAAGUGGUUUUUGUACUCUUUUAUGAAUUUCUUACUUUCCUGUCUGCAUUAUGGGGUUUGAAACUUGCUGUGAAAGCGUGUGCAUUGUGCGAUAUAAAGGCUUAUUAAAGGACACCGCAGGCUGGGGAUUAUUCCCAUGUGGAGGAAAGAAAUCCCUGCCUACAUUUGAUAUGAACAUAGCCGAAAUGGGUGUAUCCAAAGCUUGCUGUCAUAGCGUUUUGCAUAUGCGUUGGCAUCCUAACAAAUUCUUAUUGUAUCCCUGUUGCUUCACUUGUCAUAGAGUUCUGCUUAUCAAACAAUGACUUGUCAACAAUUGAUCUGCACAACUUUAAGGGACACUAUAGUCAUUCGGACAAAUACAGCUUAAUGUAGUUGUUGUGGUGAGUAGAGUCAGUUUCUGCAGGCCUUUUAAUGUAAACACUGUCUUUUCAGAGAAAAGGUAGUGUGCACAUUACAUCCUCAGAUGGCCACUACAGGUGCUUCCUGGGGCCGUGAUGCACAGUGGCAGCACUGCUGUUCAGCGUCUUCAUGUUUUGCAGCGCAUAUGCAAUAGCCUCCCAAUGCUUUCCUAAGGGAAAGCAUUGGAUUGGCUGAUAUCAUCAAAUCUGAUCCGAGGAGGCGAAUCGGGGGCAGGGCCAGAUGUGAGUAACCCCAUGCGCCGCUGUAAAGUAAAGUUCAGUAAAUCACCUUUCUAACCAAAGUUAAGGGGGGCCGACCCCGGUGGUUUUAGAACUAUAGUGUCAGUAAUACACGUUUGUGUUCUUGACGCUAUAGUGCUCCUUUAAAACAACAAAAAUGUUGAAAACCAAAUUUCAAACACUGCAAAUAUUUGGCCAGCAUAAUGUUGAUUUGCAUCCCAAGAACAGAUGUCACUCGUUUAGGCAAAGAGGAUGUUAUGAAGUAGUAACCACCGAGUUUGAAAAACGAGCUGGUGUCAAUUAAUUUCCAGUGAACAUUGCAUAGGUCUCCAAAAUUCCUUCAUGCUUAGCUGAAGAUCCCCUCCUGACACGUCCAGGCUGGGUGACCUAGGAAUUGAGAAUCUUGUGUCUGUAUUUAGAUCAGUGCAACCAUUGGUGAACAGACUGUGAUUUGCAGCCGAUAUACCUUUAGUCUACAAUGAAUAAUUCUGAUCCUCCAUUUAAAUUACAACACUAUUUGUAGAUUGAAAUAUAACUGCUUUUUUUUUUUUGCUGCAGGCAAAAGAUACCUUGAUUCUAAAAGCCCAGGACCCUGACACAAAGAUUUUGGAGAAUGCACCUAAACCUAGAGGAAGGAGGCCACGGAAGAAAUUUCCUCCAGAUGGAACAAAGAAACCAGAAGUAGGAAGUAAGCCGCCGGAGCAAGAAGGCUCUUUUCCUUGCAAAAAAUGUGGCAGGUGAGUCCUGUGUGCAAUAUAAAACUAUAUUGCUGUUUUUCUCUAAUACUCAAGGCAGAAGCCAGGGACGAUAGAGCCCACCAAUAUUCAAGGUAUUGGCUAAAAGCAAAGCAGAAAAGAUGGAAAGUAACAGAAAAACGUUUUAACAGUAAUUAGUGGCUUAGGCUUAAAGGGACACUCUAAGCACCAGAAACCAUAUGCUUACUGUAGUGGUCGUGAUGCAAAGAGUCUCGGCAAUGUAAGAAAGACCGUGUUUGGAUUGCUUCCUAUGGCCACCUCUAGUGCCAACUGUUAUUGAGGUUAUUGAUAUAAUGUAUCUUCGGUGCAGUGACCCCCAAUGCUUCUUUAUGGAGAAGCAUUGAAUUAGCUGAGAUACUCAUUACUGAUGAUCUCUGCUGGGCUUAAGGCAUGGGGGCUUAAUAUUCUAAAUACGAAGGAAAGCACUCUAAGGUUAGAAGUAUGUUUUCAAUUCUAAUGUUAGUUUGUUUUGUUUUUUUUAACAGAAAAAAAAAUAAGGGCAAUGGGAACAAACCAAUGUGGUCAAAACACUUAAAUCUGAAGUCAGGAACUGCAGAAAAACACUAAUUCAACAUAAUAAGCGCUACGGAAUCUGUUGGCGCUAUAUAAAUGGCAAUAAUAAUAAUAAUAAUAACAUCACCAAGUCACAAAUAAAAAAAAAAAAAAAUCACAACAGCACAAUGAAUACAUUAUCAGACUACACAGAACUGUAAAAGGUUGCAAGACUUGCAAAUAAUCAUUGAACGGUGUAUGGUGAUGUCAUCAUCACUCUACGCACCAUAACUGGGACAGACAUUGUAUAAGGCAAGCAGCAGAAUCCUUAGUGAGGUUUUUGGCAAUAGAUUGGAAUGUCAGGGUCUUUGCACAAUUCUUUUGGUUAUUCCACUAGGGUUCUACAUUACAAUUGCAAGGACAUGGGGGCAUUUCUGUGUACUGUAACAAGUGAGAUGCUUUGAAUAGCAAGUUUCCAGAUUAAAAGGAGGCCCACUGAUGUAUUAAACUACGGUACAUCCCCUGUGUUGCAUGAAAAAUAUUUUACUCUAAUUUCUACAUUGUUUCAUAUCAUAUAUUUCCUUUUUUUUUUUACUUAAAUCAUUGCAAUAAAAUGUAAAAAAAAAAAAAAAUUCUCUCUUUUCUUAAUGCAGGGUGUUCCUCAAAGUGAAGAGUCGUAGUGCCCAUAUGAAGAGUCAUGCCGAACAGGAGAAAAAGGCUGCUGCACAGAGACAAAAUGAACUGGCGGCAGCGCAGGCUGCUUUACAAGCAAAAUUGCAGCGUGUUCAGAGCAGCGACAGCAGUAGCGAAAGCUGUGACAGUACUAGCAGCAAUGAAUCCUGGAACAGUUCAGAAGGAGAGAUAUAA
Molecule: messenger RNA, 19790 nt
Organism: Pelobates cultripes (western spadefoot toad)
Lineage: Eukaryota; Metazoa; Chordata; Amphibia; Anura; Pelobatidae
Source: the annotation of a GenBank genome assembly